Messenger RNA from Polyodon spathula (Mississippi paddlefish), 3668 nucleotides. Its product is annotated as LIM/homeobox protein Lhx9. Gene Ontology annotation, cellular component: nucleus. Gene Ontology annotation, biological process: neuron differentiation; regulation of transcription by RNA polymerase II. NCBI's taxonomy places the organism in Eukaryota, Metazoa, Chordata, Actinopteri, Acipenseriformes, Polyodontidae. Gene Ontology annotation, molecular function: RNA polymerase II transcription regulatory region sequence-specific DNA binding; DNA-binding transcription factor activity, RNA polymerase II-specific. The record is from RefSeq and is a predicted model, not a curated record. The transcript is spliced from 5 exons. Bases 311 to 1501 code for a protein of 396 amino acids.
CCUUCAAGCACCCUAAACGAAAUCAGGGACUGCAGAAAAAUACCGACCCGCAUUAUUAUUGUUUGUUCCACCACUGUUUAGUUUGGUUGCCUUAUUAUCUGGACUACACUUCUGUGCAAGCUCAUUACCAAGAGUGGGCAGCAACCUCUAUGCUGCGAGUUUUUGUUUUGUUUUGUUUUUUGUUCUUCUUUGCAUUUUUUUGUUAAUAGUUUUAAGUUGUACUUAUACUUGCAAAAGUAAAAGUAAGCAUCUGUGUGUAUCUUUUGCUGUAGAUAUUUUUGGAUGAUCGUCUAAUACUCUUGAGGUGUAUAUGGAAGUGGUGGGGUGCAGGGCAGAAGAAAACACUUGCACAUUCCGUCCAUCAGCCAUGCUUUUCCAUGGAAUUUCCGGGGAUCAUAUCCAAGGAAUCAUGGAGGAGAUGGAAAGGAGAUCUAAAUCAGAAUCUCACCUGGUCAAGGGGGUCCAAAUGAACGUAAGGGACACGAGUAUGCCCUCUAUGAGUCCGGAGAAGCCUGCCUUGUGCGCUGGUUGUGGCGGUAAAAUCUCUGACAGAUAUUAUUUACUGGCGGUGGAUAAGCAGUGGCACCUUAGGUGCCUCAAAUGCUGUGAAUGUAAACUAGCCCUUGAAUCUGAACUCACCUGUUUCGCAAAGGAUGGCAGCAUUUACUGCAAAGAGGAUUACUACAGGUUCUCGGUGCAGAGAUGUGCCCGCUGCCACCUUGGGAUCUCGGCCUCGGAAAUGGUGAUGCGCGCUCGGGACUCGGUGUACCACUUGAGCUGCUUUACUUGUACUACGUGCAACAAGACGCUGAGCACAGGAGACCACUUUGGCAUGAAAGAAAACCUGGUGUACUGCAGGGUGCACUUCGAGACCCUUCUGCAAGGAGAAUACCACCCACAGUUAAACUACACUGAAUUAGCUGCCAAAGGAGGGGGGUUGGCACUGCCUUACUUUAACGGCACUGGCACGGUACAGAAAGGGAGGCCAAGGAAGAGAAAGAGUCCUGCAAUGGGAGUAGACAUAGCCAGUUACAAUUCAGGUUGUAAUGAAAAUGAGGCUGAUCACUUGGACAGAGACCAGCAGCCUUACCCCUCCAAUCAGAAAUCCAAGCGCAUGCGCACAUCUUUCAAGCACAACCAGCUCCGCACUAUGAAGUCAUAUUUUGCCAUCAACCACAACCCUGAUGCUAAAGACUUGAAACAACUGGCCCAGAAAACUGGGCUAACCAAAAGAGUUCUCCAGGUUUGGUUCCAAAACGCAAGAGCCAAAUUCAGAAGGAACGUUUUGCGACAGGAGAAUGGGGGUGUUGAUAAAGCUGAUGGCACUUCACUACCACCUCCACCCUCGUCAGACAGCGGCGCAUUAACUCCACCCAGCACUGCAACCACUUUAACAGACCUGACCAAUCCCACAAUCACUGUAGUGACUUCAGUGACCUCUAGUCUGGACAGCCACGAAUCCGGGAGCCCCUCACAAACUACCUUAACAAACCUAUUCUAACAGUUUACAAGACAUUUUAAAUGACCAGACAGAUCAUGGGAGAACAAACAAACAAACAAACAAACAAAAAUCUUGAUGUGUAGCAUUUGCAACCACUUGGCAGCUGAGUUUCUAGCUAAUGUGUUCAAAACUUUUUAUUUUGCAUUGAAGAAGUUCAGCAUUCUAGACAGUUGUUUAAAAUGAUCCUGAGUUUAUUUAUUCCAAUUUUAAAAAUCCUGCUGCAGCUCAAAAAUAAAUGUUUUACUUACUGUUUUAAUUAUUAUUUUUUUUUUUUAUCAACACGAAUAAUUGACAGAUAUGAAUAUACUAUUUUUUCAUACCCAACAUUAAAUCCCAUCACUAUGUGCUAGAUUUCCAUUAUGGAAAUAAGUAAAAUAUUUAGUUGUUAAAUGUUUAGUAAACUUUCAAAAUUAACUUAAGGAGAGAUUUAAUUUUCUCUUAUAUUGAGUUUCAUUGGAUUGUAAGAAACCAUUGGCCUAUUAGCAACAUAUAACCUUUAAAACUAUUGUAUGGAUUUUUUUUUUUUUAAAUACUGCCUACAUAUUUAUGUAAAAUAAUAACAUGUUGUAAAAUUAGCAAUAGAUAAUUGUGAAGUACAAGGUUGUACACAGUAUUUUCAGUUAAUAGAUAUGCAGCAAAUAACAAAAGUCCUAAAAAUCUAAAAUGACAAUGUUCCUGAACUCAAAAGCCAGGUGGAUGCUGACCUCAAUCUAUGUUUUGUUUUGUCAUACUCCAGUUUACUGUAGCGGGAAGCUAACAGGAUUAUUGAGAUCUGUACAGUGGUAAUUGUUCAUCUGGUAAUCUUGAUACAUUGUAUGAGAUGUGUCAAAUUUGAAUACUGACAAAAUUGGACCUCAAUUACUUAUUGUUUUAAACUAAAACCAGACAAAGGGGAGUGGUAUUCUUAGUUUAUUGUUCUAAUAAAAGAGCACUUUUACCAAUGCUGGCCUCAGUGCCUAAAUACAAUGGUAAUGUUGUACACUCUCACUACAGAUUACCAGUACAUGUUGUCUUAAGUGUAAUUAAACAUUGACUGCCCAAUAGAAAAUGCAUUAUUAGAUAUGUUGCUCAGGGUGUUAAAAACGUAGUGCAGUAAGAAAAAAGAAAAAAAAGAAAAAACAGGAUCUAGCGCUGAAAAGGUACUAAGAAACCAUUUUCAAAGAAUAGUGUCAUUCACGUCCUCAAAAAACACAUUUUCAUUUCAUUACGGACAUUUGCCACUGAACAGACCAAAAACAUGUUUCUUCUGGCUAAAAGCUAAAGAAAACUAUUGCUUGUAUUAAGAACGUUUUAUUGAAAGUGUCAAAAAGUUGGUACUAUAACAAAAAUGGUACUAUAGAUCUACUUGCAGUAGAUGCCUAACUCAGUUCUACUAUGUGCCUUAUGCUAUAACAUGGGAGACAGUUUGUGGAAAUCAGGAUAUGUAUGUUGUUUGUUAACUGAUUCACAUCCUUUUGACGCCUCGCUAGUUUUGUACUGUUUUAUUUCUUAUUUCUGAAGAUCUUUUUAUGGUGAAUCCUGUUGAAAGGGGUCAGAGAUGUCAUAGAAAGCAGCUGUGCACUCUUUCAGAUAUAAUUGAUAAAACCAAGAAUCUUAUAUAUUGAUCUUCAUGUUUAUAGUACAGUAAGUGGUCUAACAAGAUUGUCCAUGUCUCUUUGUUUCUUGAUAAAAAUGGUGUAUAGAAGCUAUUUCCCCUUAAAUAUUUAUGGACCAAACGGUUGUGAUAUAUCUUAUUAAAUUUGUGUGAAUAAAAUACUUUGUUUUUAAUGAGUUUUAUUUUUUAUAUCAUAAAAGUGUUGUGUUUAUUCAAGAAUAUGUGGUUCUUUAUACAGUGUUUCUUUUUUCAGUGACAUCAUCAGAUUGAAUAUCAUUUAGUAUCCGAAUGCUCAAUGCAAAUUGUUUACUACAUUUUUUAAAAUUCCUUUCUUAUUUUUUUUGCAACGUAAUGCCCCACUGAUUUGCAAAUGAAACCCUAUAGAAAAUCAAUACCAAACAGAUAACUAUAGGCAGCUGUUAAUGCAUGAAAAUGAUUACAGUUAAUAAUUUAAAUUCAACAAAUGCUGGCAGGCAUAUAUUUUUAUAACAAAUAAAACUAAGCAGUAAAAUAAAUGCAGACCUCCUAAAACCCAGGUUGCUCUGUAGUUUAAUAAAUUGUUACUAUGAUUUC